Messenger RNA from Drosophila mojavensis, 360 nucleotides. RefSeq lists its product as uncharacterized. NCBI's taxonomy places the organism in Eukaryota, Metazoa, Arthropoda, Insecta, Diptera, Drosophilidae. The record is from RefSeq and is a predicted model, not a curated record. The transcript has 3 exons. Bases 1 to 315 code for a protein of 104 amino acids.
AUGGCGCUUACCACCCAGGCAUUUGUCAUCGCUGGCGCCAAGUGGAUGCCACCAAUAUCAGGGCCGCAGUGCGACAAGUGCCACAACUGGCCCUUUAUCAUUAUCACAUCUGGAGCUGAAGAGCAGUUAACCCGUUUACAACAGCAUUUCGUGCUAUUAUCAAUCAAUCGAAGACGAUCGCAGAUCGAACGAAAGGAAAGACUUGCCAACGUCUUGCCGGGUAUCGGAAUCUGCAACCUGAUCAUAUGCAACGAUAAGCAUCCAGCCUGCCAUCCAGCCAGCAGCCAGCCGAGCAGCUACAAUAUAUUUGUAUAAUAAAUAGUGUGAGCGCUAUCGCCUGCACAGAUAUUUAUGAAGAGA